AUGCAGCCCGUGGUGGUGGGACUGUAUCUUGCUCUGUUUACCAGCAGUUUGUUACUCAGCGCUGAGGAAAUAAGCGCAGGCUGCCAGGACUGGAUUCUGGGACAAAACCGUUCAGUCUGCUGUCGACGGUGCAAGCCAGGCAACCGUUUGGUGAUGGAGUGUGGACCAGACCCUGAGAAGCUUUGUGCUCCGUGUCAUCCUAAUACUUACACAGUCAAGCCGAUGAGCAUGGCAUGCUCCAGAUGUACUCAGUGUUCAGAUCCACAGUUUGAACUGAAGGCCUGCAAUACCUCCACUGACACUGUAUGUGGAUGCAAGCCUGGCCUCCGAUGUGGAGAUAAUCAGUGCAAAUUCUGUGUUGAUGAGUGUGGAAAGGGGGAAGAGCCAACACCAAAACGGUCUUGCAGAAAAUGCCCAGAGGGAACGUUCAAUGAUAAAAUCCACAGCUCAUGUAAACCUUGGACAAAAAGUUGUCCCGAAGGACAGAUCCUUAUUGCCAAAGGUGAUGCAUUUAGUGACAUAAAGUGCAGCCGUGAGGUAACAACCUACGCACCAAGUGAAGUCAACACAGUGGAGCUACUACCAGUAGGAAAAAAAACAAAUGAUCAAUCCAUUUGGCCACUAGUUGGAAUUUUUGGAGGUGCCUCCGCAUUUAUCGCUGUGAUCAUCUUAUCUCUGUGGCUCAUUUCACGAAGAACUGGAAAAUCUGAAAACAAAACUCAAAGCAAGAACCAAGAGUUCACUGUUAUGAUGGUGGAUCAUGAGGAACCCUGCAGCUUUCACCAACCAGAACAGGAGAAAGGAGGCAGCUCAGAGUCCCUCAGCACACAGAAUUCAGAGUCUAAACUCAUUCUUUGAGACCUGCAGAUACGUACUGCAUUAUUUCUACACACUGAAUGGAUGAAGAGCUUGAUCCUAAGCUGAAGCUGUCUCAUAUUCAGAGACCAACUGUCUCUCUGUCCAGAUUAAAGAAAGCUGAAGCCUUGGAAAUGGUGUUUUCAGGCUCCUUUCAUGGUUGUGCUGUUCAUAAAUACUUACAUGAAGGGACGAAAUGUGUUGACUUUGUAAGUGCUGUUUAUUUGACUCCUGUCAAUCAUAUGGAUAGUGUUCCUCCAGAACAUCCUGUUUUCUGCUCAAGUCUUUGGGUUUUUUUAAAUGGCUUUUUCAUUAUUGCUCUAAUUGUAUCCAUCCAUUUUAUUGCUGGCUGUCCUUUUCUUUUUGAUUUGAAUGAGGCUGUUUUUCUGCUUUUUACUAUAUUUGAAAUCGGAAGCAUGCUAAUACAGUAGAUUGCCAUCAGACUCUGAAUGUUUCAAACUGCCUAUGGUUAAUCAUUGUUAUUGUUGAUCUCCGUUACUGCAAUUCCAAUUACGUCUAGUUGUGCAAAAAGUGAGCCAGCCUGCUGUUACAUGAUGACACAUUAGUGGGACAUUUUCUUGUCACAUCUGGGAGUAUAGGUGUAGAGAUGAUAUUUUGCUGGCAAUAGUAAUUAUAUUUAAACAAUACUGCAUUAAUUUUAAAAUGAAUAAAAUUGUUUAAAAAUGCUACUAAAAUUACAGUCAUAAUAUUCUGAGUUGAAACACAAACCUGACAACGUAGGAGUGCUGAAUGUGAACCACUGACACUUCUUAUAGACGUGGGCGUCUCCCACAGUCUACUGUGUCAGUCACAGGCUUGUUAAAAUACCCUGGUGGGCUUUCCCUGGUUUUCUGUUUUAUUAAUCACUCUUUUAAAUGUCUCGUUUUAGAGACAUGGACCAGCUUAGGAAGUAAUGAUUAAACAUGGCUUUCACAGUGUAAAAUAGCUGGAACUACACUAGCAAGGAGUGCCAAGCCCUGUUAUUUUAUUAGGGGUCAUUUUGCAGGCAAUUAAAACCAACUUAUUAUGUGACUAAUGAUUUGUACAGUUGUAAAUGUGAUAGUAUGUUCUAAUAUUUAGUAAUUUUUUAAUAUUUCCAAUAGUAAACUUUGUGUAAAUAAUCUCAGAGAACCUCAGGAAAGUGUACAUAUUGUAAACAGGAUUUGCACUUCACUGCCUUUUAAAUCUGACAGUUCAUUCUGAAAGAAUGAAACCAGAUAAACUACCUCUGAUCUUAAAAAGCUUGUACAGACAAGACUGGUUACCAAAAACAAAUGCAGAAAUUAUCCCUGAUAAACAGUUUGGGUUAUGAUAUUUGGCAGUUUAUUGACAUUUAAACACCCCUAUGACUCAUGGGGUGCUCACAGAUAUCCCCACCUACUAAGUCAUUAAACUUUUGAAGAAUGAACGUGACUCAUAUACUAUCAAAGGUUUUAUCCAACAUGUUUUUUUGCCUCAUUUAACAGCAAAGGAUUAAAGAAUUAAAAUUCCUUCUGCAUUUACUGCACUGUGAAUCACCGGACGUUACAUUCUUUUAUAAUUUAGGUUUCAUUUUCCCAAUGCCUGAUAAUCUUCAGCUACAAUCAAUCUGUUAAAGGAAUAUUAUGAAGGACUGUCUAUGUAUAAGUUGUAUCACCUCACAUCAGCAGUCUGGAAAAACCCUGUGAGAAUAGUUUAGUGAGAAUGUGGAUUGUGUGGGCAGAAACAUCUACAGGUCAAUGUGAUGGUCAGAUUCAGGCAUGCUGCCGGAUUACGCUAACGCUGACCGUCACAGUAGUGUGGCAUAAAUGAGUCAAAUGAAUUAUUUUCUUUUUUUUUUAUCUUCCUUUUUAUCCUAUGCUAUGACUAUUGUGUAUUUGUAAGAAUUUGUACAGUUCAUGCUUUUUUAACUUCUAAAUAAAAUGUUAAAUUUUUCAUUUUG
Trichomycterus rosablanca is the source of this 2776-nucleotide messenger RNA. RefSeq names its product tumor necrosis factor receptor superfamily, member 9a (gene tnfrsf9a). NCBI's taxonomy places the organism in Eukaryota, Metazoa, Chordata, Actinopteri, Siluriformes, Trichomycteridae. The record is from RefSeq and is a predicted model, not a curated record. Gene Ontology annotation, biological process: regulation of cell population proliferation. The transcript has 8 exons. Gene Ontology annotation, molecular function: signaling receptor activity; protein binding. Bases 1 to 858 code for a protein of 285 amino acids.